ACUGAAACAUUUAAGAUUGAUGAAAUAGAUGGUAAAAUAAAAGAAGAUUUUUUGUUUAGUUCAGUUUAUGAUCGGAAUAUAUUUUACUGAGUGAGCAUCAGAAGAUUUUGACUUGUUCUUGGAUUUUCCUGUCUUCUUCGACUUCAUUGGUUUAGCACUACAGAAUCAUAAGAUAUGCAGAAAAUUACAGGUUAUAUCGUGGUUAUAAUUCUGGUAGCUUUGUGCCAUACUGUGUUUUCUUCGCCACCAAAGUCUAGUAAAGCAAAAGCAAAUGUUGGUUCCAUAAAUUGCGAUUCAAAUGAUGAUUGUCCAGAAAAGUAUGCUUGUCUGUCAAAAUCGGCUGGAAAGGGGAAAGGGAAAGGCCGAAUGAAGUGUUACCAGUGUGAGUGUGCGUUACCAAGCCAAUGUUAUUUCAAUGGGAGCCGUGAAACAUCGUGUAACUGUACUGACAGUGGAUUUGAGGGAGAAUUCUGCAACAUAAGUAUUGUCUGUACAGAAAACACUUGUCAAAACGGCGGGACAUGCACCGUAACCGGGCCAACAACGUAUGACUGUGAGUGCGUUCCACCAUUUAGUGGCACUAACUGCGAGAUUGUUAUAGGGCCUAAUCCAUGCCUACCUAAUCCAUGUGAAAAUGGGGGAACGUGCUCCAGUACUAGUGGUCAAUUUACGUGCGGCUGCCCACCUGGUUAUACUGGAAACAGGUGUCAAACUCAAAUCUGAUGAACAAAUCACUUUGUCAAUUACCGCUGCCUUGACCGUACUUUAUCAUAUUAUUACUACGAUGUAAAAAAUAACAAUAAUUUAAUUAUUUCCAAGUUUUAUUGAUUUCAAAUAAUUUCAUAUCUAUAGCAAUUACGGCAAUAAAUUUCA
Ruditapes philippinarum (Manila clam) is the source of this 873-nucleotide messenger RNA. RefSeq names its product delta-like protein B. The record is from RefSeq and is a predicted model, not a curated record. NCBI's taxonomy places the organism in Eukaryota, Metazoa, Mollusca, Bivalvia, Venerida, Veneridae. The transcript has 8 exons. Gene Ontology annotation, cellular component: protein-containing complex; plasma membrane. Gene Ontology annotation, biological process: establishment or maintenance of epithelial cell apical/basal polarity; heterophilic cell-cell adhesion. Gene Ontology annotation, molecular function: calcium ion binding. Bases 175 to 723 code for a protein of 182 amino acids.